Oldenlandia corymbosa var. corymbosa is the source of this 1365-nucleotide messenger RNA. The record is from the annotation of a GenBank genome assembly. Lineage: Eukaryota; Viridiplantae; Streptophyta; Magnoliopsida; Gentianales; Rubiaceae.
AUGACAAGCCGUAAACAAUAUCUUGCUCCAAAUGAAGAUCUUCACGCACUCAGACCAUUGAAUGAAGAAGAGAGCCUGGAUUUAUUGCAGAGACAGUUACUUGGAGGAAAUGGUUGGCCCACUGGAUUAUGUGAUCUUGGUAUACAAAUUGCUCGAAUAUGCAAGGGACUACCUCUAACCAUUCUGAUUAUAGCUGGCGUUGUAGCCCGUACAAAGCCAGCGGGUUGGAAGGAGAUUUUGGGUGCUUUAAGAUCACACAAUCUUUCGAGCAUCGAACACUGCUGGGAAAUUUUGGAGUUAAGCUACAACCAUUUGCCGGAGCAUUUAAGACCCUGCUUUGUCUAUUUUGUGGCCUUCCAAGAAGAUGAAGAGAAAGCUCAAGAUGAAGGAUUUGCCUCUAUCAUGGGAAGGGAUGUUAUGCCCCUGGAAUUUCACGUGACACAAGGCCUAUGGAGGUUAUGCAUUUGCUCUAACACAAAACAUCUGAUAAGGUCCAGCAAACCUUUUCCACAUUUGCGUUCUCUGCGCUUUAGCUAUUAUGAGUGCCGAGUGCCGCAAUAUUUAACCCUUAUGAUUCAAGUCUGUAGACUUUUAAGGGUGUUGGACUUGGGGAAAAUCAAUAUCGGUCAUGCGAUUCCAAGUGAAAUAGGAUCGCUUAUGCAAUUGGCAUUUUUGGCAAUUCGAGGUUAUAUGAGGGACAUCCCAUCAUCGAUAGGUAACCUCUCCAAUCUGCAGACUUUUAUUUUAAUUCAAAUGAGUGGAGACAUUGUUCUUUCACUGCCAAAUAGUUUCUGGAAUCUACGGAAAUUAAAGCAUCUUUCCAUGAAGAGUCCAGGUGGUAUUUUGCCCAUGGAAAAUCUUACCAGCUCAUCUGAUAUAUGUGAGUUGGAUUGGAUUUCUGGUGUAAUUAUUCCUUACCAAGGUAGCAUGGAAGAGUUAGUGAAAAGAUUUCCUAAUAUUCGUAAGUUGAAAUGCGCCCUCGUUGAUUGUCAUGACACAGUAGAAAAUCAUGUCAAGGUUUUAGUUCCUAAAUUUCUAAGCCAACUAGAAUCACUUGGAUUUCAUUUGUCAAGUCGAAGUCUUUCAACCAUAUCCGAACUGCAAAACCUUGAAGUGCUCAAAUUUGAUGGCGUAAGUUUUGAAGGCGAUUCAUGGGAGAUGGAAGAAGGAGAAUUCUCCAAACUUAAACACUUGGAAGUUGUCAGCCUCGAGGCUUCUCUCUUGGAGGCUACUGAGGAUCAAUUCGUGUGUCUUGAGAAGUUGGUCUUUUCUUCUUGUUCUAAUUUGAAAGAGAUGCCUUCUUGUCUAGACACUGUUGCGACUCUUGAAGUGAUCCAAGUCUUUACUAUCCUAACACUAUGCUGA